Molecule: messenger RNA, 642 nt
Organism: Paramecium sonneborni
Lineage: Eukaryota; Ciliophora; Oligohymenophorea; Peniculida; Parameciidae
Source: the annotation of a GenBank genome assembly
UUAUUAAUGAGUAUUCAUUCAAACUGGGGGUCUGAGAAAAUAUAACUUAUAAAAGAUGUUAUUAAAAAUAAAAAUGUUCUCCCACCCUAUGUAUAAGGAAAAAUAUUGAAAUAAUUAAAUUUCUAAGUAAAAGCACUUGAAAAUAGACGAAAAGAAUCGAUUUCUCCAAAAAGGAAAAAUCAAAAUUUUAAACCUCUUGCUUUAAUAAAAUAGGAUUCAAAAUUUGAUAGAAGCUAUAGCAUAGGAAAUCAUAUGGAAUAAGAAUGUUUUAAAUGCAAAUAAUUCAUAUUUGAACAUAGUGCCACAUUGCAAUGUAGUAAAUGGAAGCAUCUUCUACAUGAGAGAUGUAUUCUUCAACAUUUUAAAGAAUUAUUUAUUGAUAAUUAGCUUAAUUUUAGAUGUGUUUGUGGAAGGAAACUAAAUCCUUAAUCAAUGAAAGCAAUCAAUAUUUAAGGAGUUGAAGGACUGAUAAAUUUAAUAUACUUAGAACAGUUAAAAAAACUUGUAAAAUAAAUCUCUAUUGAAAAAUGUAGAAAUCCUUAAUGUAAUUUUUUUUGGAUUAAUGAUCAUAAAUUGUAACAGUAGAAAUAUAAUGGGAAGCUAUUAAAAAUAAUAUCCAAAAAAUAUUGUCCUUGUUGUUGA